CUGAACGAAUGCAAGAGAUAAUAAAAUAUUAUACGCCCAAAUACAGAACUAUUCGCCAUCUUGAAAGAGAGUGACAGACAUAUACGAUAGCGCAUCAGCUAAAAUGAGACUUCCGAUAUUUGAUUACUGUAGAGCGUAAUUUCAACAAAGUUGGUUAUUACAAAAUGAAUGAAUCCGUUUGAUCGACAUUCGUGUGAGACGCUCUAAUUGGAAUUUUAUGAUUUUUUCAAUAAUGCAAAGGUGUUUAUGGUGCAGUGCUGAUGGAUAGGAUCGAAGAGAGGAGGCUGUACAAUGGAAACGGAGUCGGUGAGGUCUGAGCUGAGCAGCCGGUCGCGACGGAGCUCGAGGCACCGGCAGCACACGCAUCGAAGCACCCGGAGCACAAAGUCACAGAGAAAAGAAUCUUCAGAUAACACAAUGGCACCAUUCCAAACCAGUGUAAACAUCAACCCGGAGAUGGGUAGAGAUGGUCAGGAAGUUAUAGAGGUCCAAAUCUUGCCACAGGAUGAGAACUGGGGAGAAAACACUACCGCAGUCACUGGAAACACUUCCGAGGGCUCCCAAUCCAUGGAGGAUGUCAGCAACUGGCCCAUGGAGUCAGAUAAUGGAAUUGGUUUUGUGUGCACCAGAUAUUUUGGCACAACAAUAGCUCUUGGACUGUCCUUUGUCUCAUUUGUGAGUCCAUUAGCAAUGGUAGUGCUGCCAAAGAUUGGAUUCUUCCCUGGAUUGUCAGAUAAUAUAGCUAUACAGCCAAGUCAGAGGAUACAGCUGCUCUCUUGCACAGCAGAAUGUAAAGGAAUACUCCUUUCUCUUGCCUUCAAACUUGUAUUACUUGCCAUUGGAGUGUGGGCAGUAUUCCUACGACCAAGAAACGCAAUAUUACCAAGAAUAUUUGUCUUCAGGGCAAUGACACUGGUAAUCCUAGCUGUGUGUAUAUUUUCAUACUGGUUGUUCUACAUUGUUCAAAUAACGGAGGCAACUAAAGCCCUUGCAGUGGGCGAGGAAGCAAUUGAUUAUAACUCUCUAGUAUCCUACGUAUCCAGUUUCGCUGAUACAUUACUGUUUAUACACUAUGUAGCUGUAAUUUUGAUGGAGAUCAGGCAUUUAGAGCCUGUGUACUACAUAAAGAUAGUUCGGAGCCCUGAUGGUGAAAGCAGGUCUUAUUCCAUUGGACAGUUGAGUAUACAAAGAGCAGCUGUUUGGGUUUUACAGAAGUAUUACACUGAGUUUCCGAUAUACAACCCCUAUUUGGAGAAGAUUCCUAUAUCUAAGUCGCAGAGGAAGGCACAGUCUAGUAUAAAGUUCUAUGAGGUGGAUGGGUCCACUAAUGCCACGCCUGGACAAGCUAGAUCUACAACGGGCUCGUGUGGCGGCGGCAGUACCCGUCGCCGCGACUCUGGCUCGGCGCACAACGAGCGGUACUACGAGGAGGCGGAGCGCGAGCGGCGCGUGCGCAAGCGGCGCGCGCGACUACUCACCAGCGCUGAGGACGCCUUCGCGCAUGUACGCAGGGUGCGCGUGUCUAGUAAUGGUACGGGCGGUGCGCUGGGUCCCCGCGAGGCGGCGCAGGCAGUGUUCCCGUCGCUGGCGCGGGCGCUGCAGAAGUACCUGCGGGCCACGAGACAGCAACCGAGGCACUCCGCUGACUCGGUCCUCGCACAUUUAGCGCGCUGUCUCUCCCAAGACGCGUCUCCACGUGCCUUCCUAGAACCAUUCCUGGUUGAAGGACCUGUAUUAGCAGCUGACCAAGAGACCAGACCCAUCCAAAGAUGGUCCCUGAUCUCCGACGAGCUUCUAGCCAGACCGCUGGCAGACAAUGUGGAAUUUCAACUAAGACAGGGUGAUAUCUCACUUAUUUGUACUAUAAAGCAACUGCCCAAGUUCUCACUGACUGAGGAGGUCGUUGACCCCAAGAGCAACCGUUUCAUUUUGCGGCUAAAUUCAGAGACGUCCGUUUGACAAGAGGAGUUUUGUAGUAGGGAUGACUUCAGACUCGUAUGACAUACGGAGUACUUUUAGGUUUGGUUAUGGACAGAAGUUUUGUUUUCGACCCUUGAGAUUGUGUGUAGAUAUGUAUAAUAUCUAUUUCUAAUGUUAUAUCGGUACUUAAGUGUGUUUGGAGUGACAAAAAUUUGUUUAUGGUAAGAAAAAUGACAAUGACUGUUACUAAGGAAACUUUUACUCAACAGUAAUUGGACUCUAAUCGCGAGUGGCGCCACCUAGUGAGGCUCGGGAACUCGGUGUCUCCUUUUCUAAGGGAUUUUCAAUAUCAAAAUCUAUACUACAAAUCUAGAUUUCCAUUUGGAGUACAAUAUAACAAUGAUAGUCAAACUGAAUUAAACUAAAUAUUGCCAUAUGAAACAUCUACUAAAGUGUAGAUAAUUUCAACUGGCAACUCUGAGGAGAAAUACUGUAAAUAAGUUCCUUAGCUUGAAUUAUAUACAUAUAUAAAAAAAUACGUCUGUUAACGCUUGUGUUCAAUUUGGUGCGAAGUAAAGCUUCUGUUCAUUACCUUUCGAGAAGUAAUGUGCUGUUCGUUUUGCAGUCAAUUCAAUAUGGCUUCUGCAAAUGUUUUAAUGUACUGUGUGGUUGUUAUUUAUGGAUUGAAUCUUAGAUUAUGCAGCGCAUAGUAAGUGAAUUUAAAAUAAAACGACCUCUUCUGUCAAAGUUCAGAAAUUAAGUAAUGAUGUCUGUUUUUUGGUUCACCAGAUGGCAGUUAUGAAGCAUGAGGUCUGUUUGUCCUGUCAAAUGUUAGGAAAAAAGUAAGAUAAAUGUAGAUGUCAUAAGUUUAGUGCUCAAUAGUUACACACUGGCUAAUUCUCUAUUGAACGAACGGACCUCAAACUACAUUAACGCUAUCUAGGGCCAUAGUACGAAUUUGCUUUAUGUUCAACGUGAUCGAGAAGAAAGCGCGUUCAUCGGUCUGAUUGGCCAGCUCGAAUGAAUUCGAUUUAGUUGAACGUAAAGCAAACUCGUACUAAGGGUUCUGGUGAGCAAUCAAACCGCUAGCUUAGAAUAUUGUAAUUUUUCGUAAGACUACAAGAACACUUUCCAUUUUAUUCUACCAUUAGGUAGACCAUAUUCUAAGAUUUUGAUAAAAAUAUUUUUCUAUUAUAAAAGCCCAAUGCAAGCUUACAGAUUGUAUGCUUUGCAGAAGAUAAAGAUUUAUUUUAUACAAAGAAUGACAACUUAGAACUUGAC
Molecule: messenger RNA, 3201 nt
Organism: Spodoptera frugiperda (fall armyworm)
Lineage: Eukaryota; Metazoa; Arthropoda; Insecta; Lepidoptera; Noctuidae
Gene: Vang
Product: vang-like protein 1
Exons: 6
Coding region: 292-1959 (555 amino acids)
Biological process (GO): establishment of planar polarity; multicellular organism development; Wnt signaling pathway, planar cell polarity pathway
Cellular component (GO): plasma membrane
Source: RefSeq, a predicted model, not a curated record